AGAGGAAUAGCUUAGACCUAAGAGACCUGACAGUCUACAUUCUCAUGAUCUGGCUGGUUUGUUCUUUGAGAAUUGAUGUAUGCAGUGCUAGAGAAGGCAAGCAGUACUGGAGGCAAAGCAAACCCAUUUCUAGGAAGAGUGAAAGUGGUAGCACCAGCAACCACCUUCCUACCAGCGUAUCAGAGUUCGGAGAUGGUUACUCUGCACAGGAAGACGCUACAGCAACUCAAUCACAGAAUGGUGGGAAUGGGAACACUCUCAUCUUUAAUGUAUUAGAUUAUGGAGCCAAAGGUGAUGGAACUACCGAUGACACAAAGGCAUUCGGAGCAGCAUGGAGAGACGCUUGUGAACAAGAGGGAUCGACAAUGACCAUUCCUUCAGGGUCCACCUUCCUUGUCCAGCCCAUUUCCUUUUCAGGCUCUAAUUGCACAUCAAACAUUGUGUUUCAGUUGGAUGGGAAAAUCAUUGCACCCACAAGCUUUGAAUCUUGGGGAUCAGGCCUCUUACAGUGGAUUGAAUUCACAAAUCUCCAAGGCAUUAUAGUCGCAGGAAAAGGUACAAUUGAUGGACAAGGCUCUGCCUGGUGGCACAACGCACCUACAGACAAUCCAACUGAUGAAUCAGAACAAGUUGCUCCUGAAAAAAAAGAGUUGCAUCUAAAUGGUAGAAAGCUCAAUACAAAAAUGCCGAGCACCAAGCCAACGGCACUUCGGUUCUAUGGAAGUCAGAAUGUAACUGUCACUGGCAUAGUUAUUCAAAACAGCCCUCAGACCCACCUCAAGUUCGAUGACUGCAAAGCUGUCAAGGUUUUUGAACUGAGCGUCUCAUCUCCUGGCAUCAGUCCAAAUACAGAUGGAAUCCACCUACAGAACUCCCAAGAUGUGGUGAUCUACAACACUGCCCUCGCCUGUGGAGAUGACUGUGUAUCGAUACAAACCGGAUGCUCAAACGUAAACAUACACAAUGUGAAUUGUGGACCUGGGCAUGGAAUCAGCAUUGGAGGGCUAGGGAAAGAUGAAACCAAAGCAUGUGUUUCAAACAUCACUGUCCGAGACACCACCAUGCGAAAUACAUUGACAGGUGUUAGAAUAAAGACAUGGCAGGGAGGCAUGGGCACAGUGCAAGGAGUAAUGUUUUCAAACAUUCAAGUAUCUGAAGUUGAAACUCCAAUGGUUAUUGAUCAAUUUUAUUGUGACAAGGAAGAAUGCCAGAACAAAACAUCAGCUGUGGCUAUAUCAGGCAUAACGUUUGAGAACAUAAGAGGGACAUACAUAAUGCAUCCCUCAUACUUUGCAUGCAGCGACAGCUCACCAUGCAUGGAUUUAUCCCUGAACACCAUAGAGCUGAAUCCAGCACAAGUGAAUGAUACAAAUGGGCCUUUCUGUUGGCAGGCAUACACAGAGGUGAAAACUAAUGCUGCCCCACCUAUUGACUGUUUAAAGAUGGGCAAGCCAUUGAACAACCCAAUUCAGUUCAAUCAUGACUCCUGUUGAACUUUGCCAAGGUAUAAUGGCAGAUUUUAACAUGGGGUUGCAGCAGUUUCUCAAGUCCCUGUUGACACAUACCUGUAUUAUGUAGGUGAUACAAGUUUACAGGAAAUUCUAGUUGUCUGUAGGAAUUCCUUUUUUUUUUUUGGGCUGGGGGGGAAUGGAGGAGGAUAUGAUGAUUUCUACAGCAAAAGAAUAUACAGAACUCCUAUUUUUUAAAGAUAUACACUAGACUACAACAAA
Malania oleifera is the source of this 1730-nucleotide messenger RNA. RefSeq names its product polygalacturonase At1g48100. The coding region runs from base 45 to 1493 and encodes 482 amino acids. The record is from RefSeq and is a predicted model, not a curated record. Gene Ontology annotation, biological process: carbohydrate metabolic process. The transcript is spliced from 7 exons. NCBI's taxonomy places the organism in Eukaryota, Viridiplantae, Streptophyta, Magnoliopsida, Santalales, Ximeniaceae. Gene Ontology annotation, molecular function: polygalacturonase activity.